Molecule: messenger RNA, 1805 nt
Organism: Belonocnema kinseyi
Lineage: Eukaryota; Metazoa; Arthropoda; Insecta; Hymenoptera; Cynipidae
Gene: RIOK2
Product: serine/threonine-protein kinase rio2
Exons: 5
Coding region: 185-1729 (514 amino acids)
Biological process (GO): maturation of SSU-rRNA; protein phosphorylation
Cellular component (GO): cytosol; nucleus; preribosome, small subunit precursor
Molecular function (GO): protein serine/threonine kinase activity; ATP binding
Source: RefSeq, a predicted model, not a curated record
CACGUGUUUUGUUAAACUGUCAGAACUUUACAAACACAAUACUUUAUGAAUUCAGUUCAGCUGUUUGAAAAAGAUUAAAAUUAGAUCAUUUGAAGAAAAAAUUGUUCUUGUUUUUAUGAGUGAAGUCCGGCUGCAAUUUGAUCGGGACAGUGAUUACAUGAACUUGUGAAUAAAAGUUGUAAAUAUGGGGAAGCUUAACGUUACAAUGUUGAGAUAUUUAAGCAAGGAGGAUUUUCGUGUUCUCACAGCGAUUGAGAUGGGACUGAAGAAUCACGAACUUGUUCCUGCGCCCCUUGCUGCGCAAAUCGCAAAUUUGCGUCAUGGUGGUGUGCAUAAACUUUUGCAAGAUCUUUGCAAACAUCGUUUGCUCAGUUACGAACGGGGAAAGCAUUAUGAUGGAUAUCGUUUAACCAAUUCCGGUUACGAUUAUCUCGCUUUGAAAGUCCUCGCAGCUCGCAAUGUUGUUACAUCUUUCGGCAAUCAAAUUGGUGUGGGAAAAGAGUCCAACAUUUACGUCGUUGCAAAUGAUGAUGGAAAACCGGUCGUUUUGAAGUUACACAGACUUGGUAGAACCUGUUUCCGCAAUAUCAAGGGAAAACGAGAUUACCAUCAGCACAGAAAGUCAUCGUCCUGGCUUUAUUUGUCCAGAAUAUCUGCAACUAGAGAAUUCGCGUAUAUGAAAGCUUUAGAAGAAAGAGGCUUUCCUGUACCGAGACCUAUCGAUUUCAAUCGACAUUGCGUUGUUAUGGAGCUGGUUGAAGGUGGACCUCUAUGUAACGUGCACGAAGUUGAUGAUGUAGAAGCUUUGUAUGACGAGCUAAUGAACUUGAUUGUUAGACUCGGAAAUUAUGGGGUGAUACAUGGCGAUUUUAACGAAUUUAAUAUUAUGAUAACAAACGAGGGAAAGGCCAUCGUUAUUGAUUUUCCGCAAAUGGUUUCAACCGAGCACAUGAAUGCUAAAGUUUAUUUCGAUAGAGAUGUGACCUGCAUUCGAGACUUUUUCAAACGACGCUUUGGUUAUGAAAGUGAGAUGUUUCCCACAUUUGAAGAUUUGAAACGAGAAGACUGUAUGGAUGUCGAAAUUAAAGCAAGUGGACUGACUAGACAAAUGGAAAAGGAUUUAUUAGUUGAAAUGGGAAUGGAUACUGAAGAAGUGGAGGAGGAAGCGGAGGAACAGGAAGGGAGUGAAGAAGAAACUGAAAAAUUCGAAGAUGCCGUUACAACUCAAGAGACUGUAGAUGACAUCGACAUAUUAAGGCAAGAAGUUGACAAAUCAUGUAAAAUAGAUCUGGGUGAAAAUUCUGAAAUCAAGCCUUCCGAUUCCAUUUCCCAUAAAGAUUUCGUCAGUAAUCAUGAGGAGAACGUAUGCGAUAAAACGUUAAUGGAAAGGCUAAUGGAUAGCCUGGAUAAAUUUGAUGAAGGGAAUGCCAGUCAAAUUUAUAAUUCAGAUGAAGAUGAAAUUCCUGAAUUGAUAGAAGGUCCUCGGCUGGCUAAAUCUCAUCAGAUUAAAGAGUUUAACGAUUGCAGAAGUGUGAGGAGUUAUACGUCAGCAUCUACGAUUGCACCAGAAGUAAUUAAAAUGAAGAUGAAAUCUGCAUUGGAAAAGAGAAAUACGAAAAAUUCUUCUCGAAGAGCACUCGUGCGAGGCGAAGCCAGCGCAACUGCCAGAAGUCGAAGAGAAAAUCGAGAUAAUAUAAAACAGUCGACAGGAAUUUGGGGCUGGGAGUGAAUCAUAGGUUGUUUGUAUGUAUUACAAACUCACGUUAUUCAAUUUAAUUUAGCAAUAAAAUAAUUAUUUACUGAUA